This is a messenger RNA of Penicillium psychrosexuale, 3582 nucleotides long. RefSeq lists its product as uncharacterized. The record is from RefSeq and is a predicted model, not a curated record. Gene Ontology annotation, biological process: carbohydrate transport; protein phosphorylation; transmembrane transport. Gene Ontology annotation, molecular function: protein kinase activity; arylformamidase activity; carbohydrate:proton symporter activity. Lineage: Eukaryota; Fungi; Ascomycota; Eurotiomycetes; Eurotiales; Aspergillaceae. Bases 1 to 3582 code for a protein of 1193 amino acids. Gene Ontology annotation, cellular component: membrane. The transcript has 13 exons.
AUGCAUCUCUCAAAUUCUAUGUUUCGCAUUUUGAUCUCUGUGUAUGUUGCACUGGGCAGUGUGACCUACGGAUAUUGCUCCAGUAUCAUCUCGAGCACUCUCGCCCAGCCCUCAUUUCUCUCGUACUUUGAUUUGGAUACGCGCAAAAAUGCCAGUAGCUUGGAAGGUGCUAUCAAUGCUCUCUUCCAGGCGGGAGGGCUUUUCGGCUGCUUGUCAUGUAUCGCAUUUGCAGACAUCCUCGGAAGACGAAAGUCGAUUAUGCUGGCCUCUGUGACCAGUGUCAUCGGAGGAGCAUUGCAAGUUGCAGGUAUUCACAUUGGCGCGUACCUUGUCUUCCGCUUUGUGACCGGGCUUGGUGUUGGUGCCCUGGUUGCUUUGAUUCCUCUCUAUCAGUCGGAAAUUGCUCCACCUCGUAUUAGAGGCCUGCUUGUGGGAUCUCACGGUGUGAUGAUCUGCGUGGGAUAUGCCUUGUCUAGUUGGAUCGGGUUUGGGUUCUCCUUCGUUCAGGCUUCCGCGGUCCAGUGGAGGAUCCCAUUGGCUAUCCAAUGCGUGCCCCCUAUUUUCCUGACAAUUGGUGUCAUGUUUCUGCCAGAGUCCCCUCGCUGGUUAAUAUACAAUGACCGCAUUGAUCAGGCAUGGGCAGCGUACAAAGCAGUGUCUGCUUCGUCAGACACACCGACCCCUGAAGACGAUGAGGAAUUGGCGGCAAACUUUGCCAAUCUAUGCAGUAUGAUCCGUAUGGAAAAUACGGAGGAUCAUAGCUUCAAGGCUCUUGUGACCACACCUGCCCUUCGGAAAAGAUGUAUCAUAGGCUUCGUGGUUCUCUUCGGAUGCCAGGGAACGGCCACCUUGGUUAUUAACAACUACGGUCCAUCGCUUUACAAAUCUCUUGGCUUCAAAACAAACUCCCAGCUGCUCAUUCAGGCUGGCUGGAUUACAAUUUCCCCCUUCGGGAACUUGAUCAACUCUCUCCUAGCUGAUCGAGUAGGACGAACUCGGCUCCUCAUGGCCGGUUAUACCGGCGUGAUAGUGGCAUUGAUUGGUGAAUGCAUCUCGGUUAGUAUUUUCCAACAUAAUGGAUCCAAAGCCGCCGUCAACGCAGCAAUCUUUUUCCUUUUCUUCCACAUGGCAUGCUUUUCAACUACAUGUGAUGCAACGUCAUACAUUUACGCCUCCGAGAUCUUCCCUACUCCUGUGCGUGCUCGGGGUCUGGCAGUUUCAAUCUCUGGUUUGUUUCUUGCCACAAUUAUAUUCUUGCAAUGUGCACCCACGGCCUUUGCUACCAUUGGAUGGAGGUAUUAUAUUGUUUUCAUUGCCUGUACCUCAGCCACGCUUGCAUUUGUGCUGCUCUACUGUCCCGAGACUGGGCGAAAGUCGUUGGAAGAGAUUUCUGACCUUUUCAACUCGCCCUUCGAUGAGAAAGCUCUGGAAGGUGACAAGGACAGGAAGAUUGGCGAUAAGCACUAUGUGGAUGAGGUUGAAGAUUUCGCUGGUCAGGGGGCCGAUAUCCAGUCCUCCGAAAAUACGCUACCUACCUUCACUAUUCGACCACCCCCUACCGUCACUAUUCGACCAGCCUCCGAACGCCGGGAUAAUCACAAGCUCUUGACAAUUGGAAUUUUCGCCGAAGUAUACCUUUUGGACGAUCAUAUCAUAAGGAAAAUUCCCCGCAGUCAGAGUGAAGAAGAUCUACAACCUAUACUACGCGAGGCUCUGAUUUACAAUAUUCUCGGAGCACAUCCACGAAUUGCCGAAUGGCUAUCAAGGGGCAUAUCCGACUAUAUCGAGAUCACAUACUAUUCUCAUGGUGACCUUGUGGAAUACUUGGACAGGAAUCCAAUCACUCCCGAGCUUCGAUCCAAAUGGUAUCAGCAGAUCUUAGAAGCUAUUGUUUUCAUCCAUAGCCGUGGUGUUAUCCAUUCCGACCUUGCUCUACGUCAGUUCUUCAUUGAUGAGAACUUUGAUCUACGACUUGGCGAUUUCAAUUCUUCGCAGUGUCCUGGCCAUGCAGCGCUUGGCUAUGAGAAAGCAUCACACUGCUUACCAAGAGAUUAUGAACUUCCCAACACGGAAGCUUCCGACAUCUUCGCCCUAGGAUCUACGCUCUAUGAGCUAGUUACUGGCAAAGCGCCAUAUAGCGAACUUUAUGGGCCGAAAACCGACGAUCCGGAUAUCAUCAAAGCUCGACUCCGACGACAAGACGUGAUAGACUAUGAUAUUGAAUCACGCUACAAAAACGGCAUUUUCCCGGAUGUCUCUGAUCUUUUCUCCGACCCUCCUAAGAUGCCGACGGGACAAAUGGUUUCACAACUUUCUAGAUCAGGAACAAUCCUUUUUCAAGUAACGUGCGUAGCCAUCUCUCUUGCUUGGGGCUUUGAAGCCCCUAUAGCUGGAUAUCGCACGAGGUGGGACUGGCUAUUCGUCCCCACCGGCACGGGAAGCCAUCAUGGAAGUGAGCAUCCGGGGCUAAGCGAGAUUACUCGGCAUUUGACCCCAAAUCUCGGUAAGGGUGUCCUCCCCGCGCUUAAAGAGGUCUCCCUGGCCGCCCCAAAAUUCCAACACUGGAUAGGAGCAUAUAAGAUGGCAUCGUAUGAAAAUGCCGAUCACCGGGAGCCACGGUAUAUCCUCCCAAAAUUCGAAGAUCUCCCGCCUGUAGCUGGCCAGCCGCAAGGAUGCCUCUGGGGGUUCUUUGACAAGCCUGGCAAGAAAGACGAGUUAGGAACUCUCAACUUCCUCAGCCCGUCGGUGGUGCGGGAGGCAGCAAAAGAGAUCCAAUUCGGGAAUCAUGUCCAGCUUGACUGGUCCAUGAAUAAUCUACAAUUCCCGGGAUCUGGACGGGCUACAUUGUGUCAUCAUGUCAAAGAGAUGGAGGCUGAGGGCUUUGUUGGUCUUGACGACGAAAUUUAUAUCAAUACCCAGACUAGUUCACAGUGGGAUAGUCUCAAACACUGGGCGAUUCAGGACCAAGCGGUUUUCUAUAACGGGCUCACAUUAAAGGAUGCUAUUAAGGGGCCCGAGAACGGAAUCCAUAACAUUUGCGAGCGCGGGGGCAUUGUUGGACGAGGCAUCUUAGUUGAUUGGCUGAGAUGGUGGCAGCACCACAAUCCAACAAGCACUCCUCCUAGCCCUGACACCAAUUGGGCCAUUCCGCUGUCAGAAAUCGAAGAAACCUUAAAAUGGCAAGGCACGCAAUGUAAACCGGGUGAUAUAUUCAUCCUUCGGACAGGAUUCGUCAAAUGGCACGAGACGGCAGAUCCCGAGGCAAGGGCCAAAGGCGUCAGAUCUUGCCAAUAUAUUGGAGUCGAAGGCAACAUGGAAACCGUCAGGUGGCUAUACGAUAAACAAUUUUCUGCUGUGGCCUGCGAUACCAUGGGAUUCGAAGCUUGGCCUUAUGCUCAGGACUGUUGCUUGCAUGAGUGGCUACUGUGUCAGUGGGGUACUCCGAUCGGGGAAUUAUGGGACCUGGAAAAGCUGAGCACACAAUGCGCGGGGUUGAACAAGUGGUCUUUCUUCCUGACUAGUGCGCCGUUGCAUCUUAAGGGUGGAGUGGGCUCGCCUCCUGGGGCUAUUGCUGUAUUGUAG